GUUUCUCACACACACAGUGGCGCAACCAGCAGCCACACGCGCUCUAUCUCUUCCUCUCUCUCUUUCUCCUCCUCUCUGAGAAUGGUCCACCCGGUGCCUGAGGCUCUGCUGUCGCGGCCCGCCGCCUGCGUCUGAUCUCUCUCACACACUUACACACACAUAUAAACGCGCACUCAGUAGUAACCAUGAUGUGAGAGAUUUCAGAGCGGUAGGACCCAGUCAGGCACCCUGGGACUGCACAGGGGCGUGUGAGAGAGAGCGUAACUGUCUGCGAGAGGCAAACGAGAGGGGAGAGAGAGAGGGAGAGAGAUGUUGACGCAGGUUUUCACUUCUGUCUGAGUGCGUCACUCUUCCGUGCAGUCAUGUGGGUACUGAGUUUUGUGCCCUCUCUUGCGUCUGCCGCUGCUUGGACCUGCUUAUAGUACCAGCCUCAGCUUUCCUGCCUGCUUGCUGCCCAAAUCAGUGAACAAACUGCACCAGACCCCGCCGAACGACCCCUCAAACACAAAACAGCCAAUCAGAGUGCAGGAUUUUUUUGAUUGUUUUGCUUUUGGAUUCCAUCACUGCAGUUCACUUCAACAUUUUUCUUUUUUUUUGUUCUUCUCACUUUGGCCUGGUGUGCAAACAGUGGAGCUUCAUGAUCUAAGGCAGAGAGAGGAACGUUGGUAAAAAAGUGACAAACAUAAAGCACUUUCGGGAUUGUAAGGAAUUGUAGUCUAAAGCGUGCGGAGAUGGCGAUGAAUAUGGCUCACAUGCGGGACACCAAAUGGCUGACGCUGGAGGUGUGUCGAGAGUUUCAGAGGGGAACGUGCGCUCGAUCUGAUGCCGAGUGCAAGUUUGCGCAUCCCGCCAAGAGCUGCCAGGUGGAGAAUGGCCGGGUCAUCGCUUGCUUUGACUCGCUGAAGGGCCGCUGCUCCAGAGAGAACUGCAAGUACCUUCAUCCUCCUCCACACCUGAAGACGCAGCUGGAGAUCAACGGCCGAAACAACCUGAUCCAGCAGAAGAACAUGGCCAUGCUUGCACAGCAGAUGCAGAUCGCCAACGCCAUCAUGCCCGGCAGUCAGCUUCAGCCCAUGCCUAUGUUUUCGGUCACGCCAAGCCUUGCAACCAACGCCAGUGCAGCUGCAGCAGCAGCGGCGGCGGCUGCGUUUAAUCCGUACCUGGGCCCGGUGUCUCCUGGCCUGAUGCCCGCAGAGAUCCUGCCCAGUGCACCGGUGCUGAUGGCGGGCAGCCCUGCGGUGGCGUCUGUGCCAUCCGCUGCCAAUGCCGCCGCUGCUGCCGCUUCAGCCGCCGCCGCACAGAAACUGCUCAGAACAGACCGACUGGAGGUGUGUCGUGAAUACCAGCGUGGCAACUGCUCUCGUGGGGAGACGGACUGCAGGUUUGCCCACCCUGCCGACAGCACAAUGAUCGACCCCAGCGACAACACAGUGACGGUGUGUAUGGAUUACAUAAAGGGCCGCUGCUCCAGAGACAAGUGCAAAUACUUCCACCCUCCUGCUCACCUGCAGGCCAAAAUUAAAGCCACCCAACACCAGGUCAAUCAGGCCACGGCCGCCGCUGCCAUGACUCAGUCGGCUGUCAAAUCACUGAAGCGACCCCUCGAAGCCACCUUUGACCUGGGAAUUCCUCACAGUGUCAUGCCACCUUUACCAAAGCGACCCGCGCUUGAGAAAGCCAACGGUGCCACGAGCAUGUUCAGCACUGGCAUGCUCCAGUACCAGCAGGCUUUGGCCAACAUGCAGUUUCAGCAGCAGGCAGCCUUUAUUCCUUCAGGCUCAAUAUUGUGCAUGACCCCUGCAGCGAGCGUGGUUCCCAUGAUGCACGGCGCUUCCCCGGCCGCUGUGUCUGCAGCAACCACAUCUGCCACAAGUGUUCCCUUCGCAUCUGCAUCAGCCAAUCAGGACUCUUCUCUAUCAAAGCUGACUACCAACGAAUACAUGCAAUUGAUUCCAAUAAUAUCUGCGGAGCAUCUGACUAGUCACAAGUACUUGACGCAGAUGUAGUUCCAGCCCGCAACAAUCAAAAGAAUGUGCUGUUGUCCAGGACAAAAGGCGAACCAACAAAAAUUCAAAAUUUCAACGUCAAGACCUGCGCUGGCUAGAACACACAAUGAAUUUGACGAUAGUAGGCUUUAACCGAGGUGAAUCUGAGCGUCCUUUUGCAUGAUGUGUAGAAUUCGAUUGAACUACACUAUCAUGUCAGACAGGACUGAUCUUUUAACUCCCAAGCCAGUAGGAAAAAAAAGUUGUUUUCAUGUCUGACCGAACACCGUUUUGGCAUGUUAGUAGACCAAGAGCUAUUUUUUUAUUUGUGAUUCACACUUUGAUUUUUCUGUCCUCGAAAUUUGUCCGAUGGUUUACAAAGGUGAAUCGAAAAAGUCGACAUGGCACAAAACAUCCAGCGGAAAUAAUUAAAUCACGUUUUCUGGCUUCUAGUCAAACUAGAUUGUAAAAAAAAAAAGAAGUGGAGAUUGACGGAUGAAUGUUUUGGGUCGAUCACCUGAGACCUUUCAAAAAAGCACAUUCUUGCAAGCUUUAUGUACCGUAACCACCGGCUGAAUACCAGACACCGAUCUAGAGUGUUAUAUCAACAGUGUUAUUAUGUUUACCAGAGAUUAAUGUUUUUUACAGCGCUUGUUUUUAUACAUAAUUUCACAAGUGUGUGGGUUUUUUAUGAAACGUGCCAUUUUUAUUUGAUCAUCCAUUAGGCCUUGUAGAACGAUAAAGCCUUUUUGACUCCUUUGAGAACAGGGUUGCCUUGUUCCUGAUGCCCUGUUUCUUUCUAUUGCCUUGAUCGAGAGAAUGUCACCGAGGAGGUUGUCUUUUAGAGCGUAUUUUAGCGUUCCAGUCUUCGCCGUAUGAAGACUCUAAAAUUUAAAGCACUGCUUGAGUAUUUGGUUACAGAUUGUGAGAAUUGGUACAUGGAAAGACAAGGUUAGUGUUGGGUCAGGGUUCGUCUUCAGUUCUCAUUUGUGUUGAUCUCGAUUUCGAAUUUUUUUUAACGGAUUUAUUUGGCCGCUGUAUAACGGAGAUGUUUUAACCAUUACUUUGUGCCAAAGUCUUUCUUUCCUCUUUUAUUAUUAUUAUUAUUUUUUAUUUAAAUAUGUUUUGACUGGAUAUACUGAUCACAAAAGACGAAUCAUUUGUGUAGGCUAGUUUAAUUUUACGUACAAACCAGGAACGUUCACGUCUUUACGGUGAAGGUUUUUUUAGCGCCACAACCAGACUCAAGAUGAAAUGGAUAAAACCCGAUUGUCAAGAAAUUCAGGUGGUCUUGAGUCUGGAUUUCAGCCUGGUUUUGGUGCACAGACUUGAAAGGAUGCACACCAUUGCCGUUUCCUCACUAAAAGCCUUAUAUUUCAGUGUUUGAACCCACACAAACAUUCUCUCAAUCACAAAAAAAACAAUGACAGCAGAUGAGAUUUUACUCUUCACACUUAUUUUACGCAUAUAUUAAUUAAUCAUGUUACACUUAAUGUUUCGAAGCCUUUGUUUAGAAAAUAUAUUGUGUUGUUUGCAUAUAAAGAUUUAGUUUUUCUUUUGUAUUUGAACUGUUUUAGAAUGUAGGAAAUGAAAUAUUGUUUUUCUUACUGUCACUUUUACUUUCACAUCAUGUUUAAGUUCAUCAUGUCUAGCGAGUAGUGUAUUCUUAAUUCUUCAUGUUAGUUUUUUCAGCGUAGAAUGUUUGAGAUUUCAAAGGAUUUUGAUUUUCGUUGAACAAAAUGUUUUAUCUUGUCUUAAAAAAAAGAGUGAGUGAGUGACAACGACAGAAAGAGAGUUUAUUUGUAGCUAUAGUAAGGUUGAUAUUUUAACCCUUUAUUUUGUGUCCACAUCUACAAUUAGCAGCCAAUUCCAAUGUUAUCACUCGAUUGAAUGGGCGCUUUCAGUGAUUAUCAGCUGAUAGAUAUGGGCCAGUAGGGGCCUUCUGUGCAUACUGGUAGACUCAGAAGGCUGUUAUUAUCCAUCCACAUAGCUAAUCGGCUAUAGAUCAGAUACGGCUGUGGCCAGAAGUUAACGAGAAUUAUUUAUAUUAUUUAUUAAAUUUCCCAUUAAUUGUAUUUUAUUAACGUCUACCCCCACCCUAAUAAUUAGUAGCACUUUUCUGGACACUCAAAGUGCUUUACAUACAUUUUUUGGGGGGAAUCUCCUCUUCCACCACCAGUGUGUAGCAUCUACCUGGAUGACUUGACAGCAGAUGAAGCCAAUUAUGAUAUGGGGAUGACUAGGACGAAGGCUAUGGUUGACAAAGGCCAGUGUGCAAAUUUGAGUAGGAUGCCGGGGUUAAACCCCUACUCUUUUUGGAUGGACAUCUUGGGAUUUUUAACGACCACAGAGAGUCAGGACCUUGGUUUAAUGUCUCAUCCGAAAGACAUUACUGAGCAGUAUAGAGUCCCCUUCACUAUAUAGGGGCAUUAGGACCCACUGAGAUCGCAGGUUGAGCAUCCCCCGCUGACUUCACUAACACCACUUUCCUAUGUGGUCUCCCAUCUAGGUACUGACCAGACACAGCCCUGCUUAGCUUCAGUGGGCGACCAUUUGAGAGUUGCAUAGAGCUAGCUGCUGGCUAAAACCAACUGUCACAGUAAUGUAAAAACACAUCUGGAAUCUGUUCUAUCAGUGUAGCUGAUUAACCAUGCGUAUGGAUGCUACCAGCUUUCUGGGCCUACAAGUAGGCGGAAGUUAACGAGAAUUAUUUAUAUUAUUUAUUAAAUUUACCAUUAAUUGUAUUUUAUUAACAUCUACCCCCACCCUAAUAAUUAGCAGCGCUUUUCUCAAAGUGCUUUACAUACAUUUUUGGAGGGAAUCUCCUCUUCCACCACCAGUGUGCACCAUCUACCUGGAUGACUUGACAGCAGCCAUAUUGCACCAUAUCGCACACCAGAUGAAGCCAAUUAAUUAUGAUAUGGGGAUGACUAGGACGAAGGUCGUGAUUGACAAAGGGCAGUGGGCAAAUUUAAGUAGGAUGCCGAGGUUAAACCCCUACUCUUUUUGGAUGGACAUCUUGGGAUUUUUAACGAUCACAGAGAGUCAGGACCUUGGUUUAAUGUCUCAUCCGAAAGACAUUACUGAGUAGUAUAGAGUCCCCUUGACUAUAUAGGGGCAUUAGGACCCACUCAGAUCGCAGGGUGAGCAUCCCCCGCUGACUUCACUAACACCACUUUCCUAUGUGGUCUCCCAUCUUGGUACUGACCGGACACAGCCCUGCUUAGCUUCAGUGGGCGACCAUUUGAGAGUUGCAUAGAGCUAGCUGCUGGCUAAAACCAACCGUCACAGUAAUGUAAAAACACAUCUGGAAUCUGUUCUAUCAGUGUAGCUGAUUAACCAUGCGUAUGGAUGCUACCAGCUUUCUGGGCCUACAAGUAGGCGGAAGUUAACGAGAAUUAUUUAUAUUAUUUGUUAAAUUUACCAUUAAUUGUAUUUUAUUAACAUCUACCCCCACCCUAAUAAUUAGCAGCGCUUUUCUCAAAGUGCUUUACAUACAUUUUUGGAGGGAAUCUCCUCCUCCACCACCAGUGUACAGCAUCUACCUGGAUGACUUGACAGCAGCCAUAUUGCACCAUAUCGCACACCAGAUGAAGCCAAUUAUGAUAUGGGGAUGACUAGGACGAAGGCUAUGGUUGACAAAGGCCAGUGUGCAAAUUUGAGUAGGAUGCCGGGGUUAAACCCCUACUCUUUUUGGAUGGACAUCCUGGGAUUUUUAACGAUCACAGUGAGUCAGGACCUUGGUUUAAUGUCUCAUCCGAAAGACAUUACUGAGCAGUAUAGAGUCCCCUUCACUAUAUAGGGGCAUUAGGACCCACUCAGAUCACAGGUUGAGCAUCCCCCUACUGACUUCACAAACACCACUUCUGGCAGCAACCUAGCUUUCCUAUGUGGUCUCCCAUCUAGGUACUGACCGGAUGCAGCCCUGCUUAGCUUCAGUGGGCGACCAUUUGAGAGUUGCAUAGAGCUAGCUGCUGGCUAAAACCAACCGUCACAGUAAUUUAAAAACACAUCUGGAAUCUUCUCUAUUAGUGUAGCUGAUUAACCAUGCGCAUGGAUGCUACCAGCCUUCUGGGCCUACAAGUAGGCGCAGAAGGCCCCUACUGGCCCAUAUGUAUCAGCUGAUAACCACUGAUAACGCCCAUUGAAUCGAGUGCUUACAUUCGAAGUGGGUGCAAUUAGCUGGUUAAAGUAUCAAUUGUACAUGCGAAAGAAGUUAUUUUCUACUGUAUGCAUUUCAGAAUUCAAAUAAAAAUCGUCUUGUAAUAUUUCAAAAAAGAAAAAGGAAAAAAAAAAACAUCCCUCGAGGCCAAAACGAGCAGCAACUUGUCUCUAGCGAUUUCUGAAUAUUUAAAGAUGUUAAAAACAAAGGAGAGGGAGGUCACAGGGUCGAGCUGCAUACGAGAGAGAGAGAGAGAAAGAGAGAGAGAGAGCCAUAACUUAAGGGACGAAGGUUGACUUUUUGCACUUCUGUACAUAGUCAAUAUAAAGAAAAGAAAAGGAACAUGUAUAAUAUUGAGAUCUUAUUUUGAAUAAUAAAAGAUUCUAUAACUAUGAGAAAUUUUUCUUAGGAUAAUUUAAGAAUUAGAGUAAUAGUCCAGCUAACAGAUGAUGCUUGCAGAAAUACGGCACAGCUCUUUUAUUAUCAUUUCCGACCAUCACGUUCAUCAAAAAAAAACAAAAACAAAAAAACAAAGCUCCGCGUUGCCUGCAUAUACAGUACACCGACACGUACCGAGAGAAUUUGGCAUUACACUCCGCCUCGUCAUGAUUUCCACUGUGGGAAAUUGGGAUUUCUUUAGCCUACCAAUAGACCUUUCAACAAAACAGCGUGUUUGUUAUAUUAUGAUGGACUUAAAUAACUGCAUGAUGAGUAAUAAUUAACUCUCAUAAUAGAUAAUUAAGUACGUAGAUAAGUUAAUUUCUCACAGUAACUAUCAUCACCACAGCAUAGUGUAAAUCAAGUAUCUCGAUCGAUAUAUCCGAGGCACCGUUCACAGAUAACCCAUCAGAGUAUAACCGUACAGUACAGUUAUUACAAAAGGCCUUCAGACCGACUCUAGAUGCUAAAAGAUGUCCACUUAACACACGACAGAAGAGUUGCUUUCUUAUAUGGUAAUGUGCCUUCAGCAGGGAAAGGACACCGACAAUACACACACACACAUAAAAACAACAACAAAUGAAAUGAAUGUAACUGUCAAAUCCUCUGCUGAGGUCAGCGUUUUACUCAUUUGAGGUUGCUGCACAAGAGCUAUUAAACCAAAGCAUCACUUUUCCUUCACUUAACUCAAUGCCUAAAAAGCUGGUGGGCCGUCCUCUCCCGGACGCCCAAAAAACCAUAGGUGGUCCUGCCUGCUGAAAGCACUUGCUUGGAUGCUUAACGCCCUCCAUGGAAUCUUACACCUGCCCUUUGCUUAUAGUUGCUGUAAGAUAUUGUGCUGCAUUCUAAAAGACUUGUUUUAUGCACAUUUAUUAUUGUUAGAAUUGACUCUUACUGUUAUGAGUUUAAAAAAAACUUAAUAAAACAAAAUGGAUUUGCUCAA
Danio aesculapii is the source of this 7528-nucleotide messenger RNA. It is a transcript of the gene mbnl1, whose product is annotated as muscleblind-like splicing regulator 1. The record is from RefSeq and is a predicted model, not a curated record. Bases 732 to 2006 code for a protein of 424 amino acids. Lineage: Eukaryota; Metazoa; Chordata; Actinopteri; Cypriniformes; Danionidae. The transcript is spliced from 13 exons. Gene Ontology annotation, molecular function: metal ion binding.